GAUCACAGCAUGACCCGUCGUCUGCCUUGACGAGUGUUUGGCGGGUGAUAAGUCAUUCAAAAUUCAUCUCACAGACUAAAAUAAGGAUAUGAUUUGAAUUGAGGACAGUGAAGUUACAGUUGAUAAUCAUGGAUGAAUCAAAAGACAACAGUUGGUUGAGCAAACAGAACGAGGCUUUGCUUGAAAGUCAAUAUCCACUGCACACUGCUAUUCGUGAUGGCGAUAUGGAAAGAACUGUGUCUUUGUUGAAAACAGGACGAUUUGAUCUAUACGAAGAGGACGGAUUUUACGGAUGGACACCUGUUCACUGGGCAGCACACUUUGGAAAACUUGAUAUCCUGAGAAAGCUUGUGUCAAUGUCGAAAGAUGGCUCCCCAGUUGUGCAAUCGAAUCGAUCCCAGGUAACUCCUGCUCACCUGGCUGCAAUGUCAGGGCAUCCCCACUGCUUGCAGUGGGUCCUUCAGGCUGGGACUGAGCCUAGUAUUCAGGAUUACUGUGGGGAGACACCGCUACACAAGGCUGCCAGAUCAGGCAGUAUGGAGUGUGUCAGUCUACUGGUGGCACAGGGAGCUGCAAUAGGGUUGAGGAAUCAUAGUGGUCAUACUGCCUCCCAGGUAGCCUCCAUUGGAGGGUACCCAGAGUGUGCUAUCAGCCUGGAGAAAUCACUACAGUUUCAACAGCAAUCCAUGGCAGCCAACAUUGUCCAGACUCACACCUGCAAUAAUAAUAACACUGAAAUGUUGUCUCAUCACAUGAACGAUGCGAAUAGUGAGGAGCAUCUCGGUGGGGAUCAACAUCCUAAUGGGGACACCGAUAUGGACACUCAUUCUGAAGAAUCUAUGCACAAAACACAUAUGACUGGUUACCAAGUUACCAAUGGCGUUAAUAUGGACCAGAACGGUUUCUGUGGAAUGAAACGGGGAAGAGAUGAAUUGGAAGAAGAGGUCUUCAAAAGAAGGCGAUGUGAUGAGCGGCCUUCACACCAUGUUGAGGCCACAUCUCACAAUAACAAUAUACUGAGUUCAUACAAUGCUAUUCUGGCCAUCUCCGCCAAUCCCAGCGCUACGUCAGACAGUCACUCGCCAGAAGCAAGAGUUAUCCCCCCUUGCUCCAUGGACCCGGAUGAACCUUCCCACCCUACCAAUCCCAUGCCUUCGAGUGGAUGCUCUUCCUGUCAUGUGAUCAGCCAGAAUCAAGACAUUCCAAUUCCCACCCAAGCCAGUCACCCAAGCAAGCUUUUGUGAUAGCUGAAUCGUCCAUUGACAUGCAAGUUCCCUGCAGCAUGGUUGAGCACCACAAUACCAUGGUGGUGCAGGAAGGUUAUGACAGUGUCCUAGUCAACUCUUUUGCAAGUCAACACUAAAUAUUAAUAGUGAAACACAGAUCAAGGUCUCAACAAAUAUUUGUUUCCAAGCAUAGUCAUUGUUGGGAAGAUCAUGUUGCCUGAAUUUAUAGCCAGUUUAGUUAUUCUGGACAUUCAGAACUAAGGAAGGCUUGUUGUUCAGGUGCAAUGUCAUCCCUGCCAUUUAAUAUGCAUAACUUAUUGAUGUUUAGUAUUUAAACAUUUAUUUAAGGUCAUGUUUAUUUAUUUGUGUAGGUGGGCAGUGGGGUAGCCUAGUGGUUAAAGCAUUCACUCGUUAUGCCUAAGGCCUGGGUUUAUUUCCCACAUUUCGCUGUGAUAUUGCUAACAGUAGUGUAAAACCAUACACACUAUUCUAUUCAUGCAGGUAAUAGUGUUACCCUUUAAUAGAGCUGUGCCCACUCAUUUGUGAACUUACUUUAGCUGGAAUUAAACCCAAACCCCAAAAUGGUAGUUCACUUACCUAAUUUGGUGUGAAGACCGUGUUCAUCACGCAUUGGAAGAGUCCAUUAAAAAGCGGACUGGUUGAGUCGUGCUCUAUGUGUAAUUGUUGAUGUGCCACUUUGGCUGUCCCAUGGGCCAAUAUUUUACCCCUGCAGUUUCAACUGCAUUGAUAAUGCACAUCCACAGCUUCAAUUGUCAUGAUUUGUCUGAAGUUUGUUCAGCAGCAACUCUUCAUCAAUAGCUGACAUCAUGGAGAUCAGAUCAGAUCCUGCCUCGCAGUCUGUAAUCCCAGUUAGGGUUCUAGUUAGUAUGUUAAUCGAUAUCAGAAACAGGGAUAGUUCUGUUGCAUAUGUUCCUUUGUGGUAAUUUGCAAGUUGGUGUGUGUCUUUUGUAAUCGUAAAGAAAUCUAUAAUGAGUUAGUAGAUGAGUUCAUGUAUGUUCAAGAAGGUGACAUAAUAUUGCAUUGAUGGACAAAUUGGACUUUGUGAUGGAAUGUUUGUGAUGUUAUAAGGCUUUUGAUGUGAGGUCUAUUAGGGGUGAUAAGAUACAGCAAGGUCACGAUAGGAUAUGUAUUGUGAUAUUUACGUCAAAUCAUGUGGACACUUCUUGACUAUAUUUCAGAGCAAUUUCAAAAGAAAAGCUAGCUGUUGACACAUGUUCGUAGUGGCAAUUUUGAGUAGUGAACUUAAAACACCAAUUACAAGACAUUUUGCAAUAUUUGACUGAUAAAAAGUGUGGGGGGGUGUAAUUUUUUAGCAAGUGUAUCGUCUUGCAUCGACACAGUAAAAAAUGUAUCGUAUCAUGGCAUGAAAACUCAUGGUGCACCGAUGUAUUGUUUCACCCCUAGGGUCUAUAUUUAACCCAGUAAUUGAAAGAUGAUGCUUUCAUUGCUUUCAUUUCAACAUAUUAUGCAAACAGUAACCUGCAUAUCAGAGUGAACCUUGAAUUAAAGUUUUUCCAAGAUGUGUCUUUUGGAAGAGUAAAUAUUUCAAGAAGCACAAUGUGACUCGUGUCAUUGUGUGUUACAAUUUAAUGGACGUUCAGUGCUGCAGAUUUUUUUUUCUUGCCAAAAUAGCACUAACAAUAUGUGUUAUACAGCUUAUUGUAAAGGCAUAGUAUGUAUGGCAUAGCAUUUUAUUUAUUCAAACGUAAGAAUUUAACUUGGUAAUGACUCUAAUAAACAAGUUAAGACGUCUUUGCCACAUGUAUGCAACAUUUUCAUGCACAUGCAUUUAAUGGAGGGAGGGGAGCAGGCCCAUGCAUUUGAUUUAUGUUUUGUCUAGGAUUGGAAACAAAACUAUUUUGGUGAGUUUACUGGCCCAACAAUGUUAACCAAAACAUUGCCCAAAGACAAAGAAUAUGUAUUUUUUAGCACAACAUUGGCGUUGCUAUUAAUCUUGUAUGACCAUAUGAGGUAGCCGUGUUGAAGAAAAUAAUUCUUCCGGAACUAUUUUGAAUUUUCCAAAGAGGUUUAAUUGAUUGUGUUUUGUAUUUGUUGUGUGUAAGUUAAUGUAAUAUUAAAGUGCUCUAUUUUUUAUAUGUUGUUGAAUUUGAUAUGUAUUGUUUAUCAUGGUUUUUUCAUGCUUGAAAAUUAGUUUUACCAAGUUAUUUGGCAAUAACCAAUGUUAUGUCUCAGAUAACACUGAUUACGAUUGCAGUCAGAUUUCUCGUAACACGUACAUGUAUAUUGCCAAAUCAUUUGGGUUUGUUGGCACAUGUUAUGCAUUUGAACAAAUGCUUGAAGUAUUUGUAAGGUGCGCAGUCUUUGAAAGUAAGGGCUGAAGGGGUCCUUGUCAACACUAAUGUUAAAAGUUUAUAAUUUAGGCGUCCUUUGAUUCAAAUACGAGCAAGCCUCAAGGUGAUCCCCACCCCAGCCCUGAUAUUUUGACACUGGCAUGGUAGAUGCAUGCAGAUAUUAAUGUACUUAUGCCAUAAGUCUGCCCGUUAACCUUCAAAGUGGUAAACUCUUUUCAACAAGUAACUUGAGAAAUAUUGAUGGAACAUAAUGCACACUUAUUACUUGUAUUUGUCUCAAUAGCCUACCUUGAACAUGUCGUAAGAGGUGACUAACGGGUGCUGGUCAGGGUUGCUGACUUGGUUGAUGCAUGUCUUCAUAUUCCAAUAGCGUGGAUCGAUGCUCAUGAUGUCAAUCACUGGGUUGUCUGGUUACGGACCACUGUCAUAUAGCUGGAAUAUUGCUGAGUGAGGUGUUAAACAGCAAACAAAAAAAACUUGAACAUGAUUGUAUCUCGAGUUCCCCUUUCUAGUUUGGCACGGACACAUGUACAUAAUAGGAAAUGUGUACUGGUUCUUGUGUGGAUCAGUGACACGGUCCUUUAAGUUAUAUUCCAAAGAACAUACAAUUAAAAAAAUUCUGUAUUCAUCCAUAUGCCAUGCAAGACUAAACCCAUUGGUGCAAACACAGGAAUGUCGGGGAUAUUGAUGACACUCUCAGUGUUAGAAAUUGGCUCUAGUCCUGUAGUCCUUGCCAAACUGCCCAAUAGUUAAGGUGUCAUAUGGACUAGUAGAAACUUGCCAUUUUUAAGGGUUUUGCUAUAUGUUAUCAUUAUGAGGUCUAGUAGACUAAAAAUGUUAAGUUUUUUACUGCUGCACUCCUGUUUUAUUCAUGGUGUCACAAACGGCCACUACAGCCUUAGUCCAAUGAAAGGCCUCUGGAUCCUGCACACUAAUGUGAGGGCUCUUGAUCACAGAUUAUUUGCCAAAUGCUGGGUUGCCUUUUAUUCAGUACUUGUUUCACAAACCGCAUAUUUCCAAUAUUGCAUCAUAAUGUAUGAGUUACAAUUGAACUUGUUUAAAAGAAAGAGGUAAAGAACUUGUCAAAAGCAGUAAGAAAUCCCAAUCAAGCAUCAUGUUCAUUGUUUUAGUAUGAAGCCAAGCCAGUUCAUCAUAUUUUAUUUUUUAUGGACAACUUUAAAACAUGGGAGAAAAUAUGUAAAUGCUGUUGGGUUAAAUAGCUUUUAUUUAGAUUUAGAAGACUAACACCUUUUCAACCCCCUUAAGACAAAGAAAAUCUCAUAAGAAUUUAAUUGGUUUUGCGUUAAGUAGAUUUUCUUGUUCCAUUAUUGACAAAUGAGAGUACAAGCAUGACUGAUGUAUGUCUGAGCUGGUGGUAUGUCCCUCUGAUAUCCAUGCUACGUGAUGUGCAUUUGUACCUUGCUUCAUCCUUGGUGAUCAGUGAGUCAUUUUGUCUCCAUUCCAUCAUGAUAUCCAUGCCCUGGACACAUACGCCUACAAAGUUUCAUUGCGGAAGAGACGUCAGGAGCACCAUUUCCCUCAUUGCUAACCUAGCACAUAACGUGAGUCGCUUGAGAUCAACAACCAAUCAAACUGACUAUUCUUAAUGACAAACUGGCAUAGAUCUACCUUCAAAAUAGCUGCCUUGAUAUAUUUCAAAUAAAGAAUUUUACUACGAACCAGAAUGAACUUCAUGCUGGAAGAGAUGAUUUUCUUGAAUAUUAAGAUGGGGAGGGAAGUCUGGGGAUUUCAGCGCCCUUUACAGCUUGAGUUGUAUACUACCCAGGGAGUUGAGAAUAAUAACUGGAAUGCGACUGGAUCUACUGGUCGAGGAACAAAUAAAACCUAUAUCAUGUUAUUUGAUUGGAUGGCUUUUUUCAGUUAGUUGAACUGGACUUACGAAACACGAAGCUUUGGUGGUAAAUGAGUUCAGGGUAUACCGAAUGGAGAUGUAAUAGGGUGGAUAUCGGGGAUGACCCUGCUGUUGUGUUGUUCUUUCUGUUCACAAUAAAACUAGUGCUUGUCUCUUAUUGUUUUGCUUUGAUGAUCACACCUCUGUCUCUUAUAUUAGAUCAUAUUCUUUUGACAGUGCUUCAGGUUUAUGCUUGUUAAGGUUCAUGACAAGUUGAAACAAUUUGACAUCAACGGUUUUGUUCUUUCGCACUAUUUAUUACCCUGGCAUAUAAUGCUGGGGAUAUGGUCAUCAUCUGGUCUGUCUGUCCAUAUUGCAGUCUCUAUGUCGUUUCCGGAGCAUAACUUGAAAACUGUUAGAGAUUUUUCAUCCAAACUUGAUACAUGUAUGAAACAGAGGCUGAAGUGCUUUCUGCUAUUUAGGAAUUUUUUUUAAUUUUAUUUUUUUCCAUUUUCCAUGGAAAUAAGUAAGACUUAGCUGAAACAGGGGUAGGUGUUGUUUUGGGAACAGAACUAAAAAACUAUUAAAAAUUCUUCAUCCAAACUUCGUAGAUGUAUUACCGGUAAUCAGGGGAUAAGCUGUUUUUAUUUAUUUUUAUUUUUUAUGAAACAAGUUUACAUUGACUCUGUUCUCAUUGGUGUGUACCCGACAUAGAAAUACAAAGUUAUGAAUCCCAAUUCCAUGAUAUUGUUAUGAUAGCUCACUGAGUACUCUGGUAUACGGACAGACAGAUUAGAUAGAAAUUCUCUCAACAAGUUGGACUUACUGUAACAGUCAGAUGAUUUCUUCUUUCAAAUUUGUUUGGGCCAGGGCAUUUGUCAUCUUCUGAUGACUGUUCUUUAUCAGUUGCUUUUCUGUAGUUUUUUGUUUGUUUGUUUGUUUGUUUGUUUGUUGUUUUUUGUAUUAAUUAGUUUCAUGAGUUCCCCACUCAAACUGUGGUGCUUUUGACCUUACUGAAGCUUAUUUUUAGUUGUGUCAAAUAAGUAUUAGGAAAAGAAACCCUUGUUAUGAAUAAUUGUGCUUUGUUUUUGUAGUUUUGAAGUGUUAAUAUUUUUUGGCUCAGUGUUAGAUUUGGUGUCCGGAUAGUGAUUUUUAGGAGUAGUAGUAUUCAGUAGACCCACAGUACUACAGAUCCUGUUAUCUCAAAGUAGGCCGAGUCUUCACAGCAUCAAAAUUUGAGAUUUAUGUAACAAUAGGUGGUGGUCCCUACAUUAUAUGAAACUGUUUGUUUUUUAGUGUCAUGAUGUUACAAAUUUCGUUUGUGCUGUUAUGACCCCAUCUAAAACUAGUGUCUCGAACAGGUGCUUGUUAUCUGGGGAUGCAUAAUUCUGUAUUCUAGAAGGUUAUGAUAUUAUUUAAAAAACUGUUUAUUUGUUUCCUAUGAAAUGCAUGCGACUCCCUGCAUAUUGAAACAUAUCUUUCAGAUUUGAGAUAACAGAAAUAUAAUGUAUACAAUUUUCAUUUGGUGUUACUAGAAAAACAACAGGUCCCAUAUGUGUAGGAGAUAGUAAUCUCAUACUUGUGUGUAGAUGUGUUCAUUUGUUUUACCAUAUUUGUUAUUAUGUAUAAGUAAGUGCAUAUCGAAUGCUCUUUUAUGAUUCUAUAUAAGGUUGGUUUUUUUAUCACUUUUCAUUUCAGUUUUUAGGUACAUAAUUAGGAACGUAUGUUUCAGUGAUCUACCAUGCUAGCUUGUUGUUUGUGAUUGCCUCAGUUUUCAUGUAAUGGUGCAAAGUAAUUGAUCAGGGAAAUAAUAAAAUGUUGAUUGAAAUAAGUAAUAUAUUACUCUCAAAUCUAUCAAGACGUGUAUCAUACAGUGUACAGAUCUGAUUUCCCCUCUGACUGUUCAUUGUUUCAUUUUCUACAUGCUUGUGAAACAGACCCUAGUAUGGUCCCACUUGCCAGUCUAGAAUUGUACAUUUUUGCAAUUCAUUAAAAUCAGUUUUCUCUC
Messenger RNA from Haliotis rufescens (red abalone), 7419 nucleotides. Its product is annotated as serine/threonine-protein phosphatase 6 regulatory ankyrin repeat subunit C-like. NCBI's taxonomy places the organism in Eukaryota, Metazoa, Mollusca, Gastropoda, Lepetellida, Haliotidae. Gene Ontology annotation, molecular function: protein binding. The coding region runs from base 129 to 1244 and encodes 371 amino acids. The transcript is spliced from 7 exons. The record is from RefSeq and is a predicted model, not a curated record.